UUAUAUUCAGUUUAUAAGAGUAGAAACUAGCGAAUAGCGAACCAACACUACAAAAAACCGAAGUCACAUACUUGUAUCGUAUCGUUUCGACUCGAGGGUGUGAAUUGUACAAAUUCAGACAACUUAAUCAGUGCUUGCAUUGAAUACACAGCGUAACAAACGAACAUUAACCAAUUUCAUUGAACGCACCGAAAAAAAGAGACAGCGCAAAAGAAACAAGACAUUUAAUUUUUUUUUGUUCAUUGAUACAUUUCAAGUGAAAUCAUCAACGAAGAUAAACUGCACUGAAAGUAAAAUUAUGUAACGCACAUAUCGAAAAUUGGAUGCAUUUGUGGAUUACAACAAAAAUAAUAAUAAAAUAUAUAUAUAAAAAAAAUAGAUACCAAGAAAUCGAUACAUUCGCAGAAGAAGAGAUAAAAAAGUUUCGAGAAGUGAGAAAAAGAAAACCACAACGCAUUUAUUGUGAAUAUUGAAUACGUGCACUGCGUUUAAUAUACGUAUAUUUAGUGUAUGGUAAAUGGAAAUAUGUGCAUGGGUUUGUUAGUGUUUGUGACUUGUGCACAUAUCGUACGUUCGUUUUCUCAAGUGUACAAAUUAAGCGACAAUGCGCCAUAUUAGAUGCUCGAUUAAGAAGAAUUAUUUUGCUGUCCUCUUUCGAUGCUGAAGAAUUUCGUAAUUGUUUAUUAAAGAGAGAUACGGGUGCUGAUAUCGCUGACUUAUUUUUUUUUUUCUGUUUGGAGCACAAUUUAAAACAGGGGCACAGACACACAGAUACAAAUAUUUCAAUGGUAAUCGCCAUGCAGAUUUUUGACGUCAUUGCAUAGGUUGAAUAACAACAGUCAAUUAGAGAAGGGCAAGAGGUAGAAAGAAAGGAAAAAAGAUUAGAGUAAGAGUGAGUGAGAACCAAUCAAAAUGGCAAUACAUACGUUUGACGCACAUGAUCGUAAUAGCUGGUAUUUUGGUGCAAUGUCACGUCAGGAUGCAAACGAGUUGUUGAUACAAGAGCGUGAUAAUGGUGUGUUUUUGGUGCGCGAUAGUAAUACAAUAACAGGAGAUUAUGUGCUAUGUGUCAAAGAAAAUACAAAAGUGAGUCAUUAUAUCAUCAAUAAAAUUCAACAACAUGCGCCAACAUUACAAACAGUGUAUCGCAUUGGCGAUCAUUCGUUCGUCGAUUUGCCCGAAUUAUUGGAUUUUUAUAAAAUUCAUUAUUUGGAUACAACUGUGUUAAUACGUCCGGUGCAACGAAAAACGGAACGAGUGAUAGCGAAAUUUGAUUUCGAUGGAAGUGAUGCCGAUGAUCUGCCAUUUAGGAAAGGUGAAAUUUUGUAUAUUGUUAGCAAAGAUGAAGAACAAUGGUGGACGGCACGCAAUUCACUCGGUCAUACUGGCCAAAUUCCAGUACCAUAUGUGCAAAAAUACGAUGACACACAAUUAAAUAGCUGCACCAAUACAUUGGAACGGUCGAUAAACAAUGGUGCCGGCAAUAUAAUGAACAACACAGGCAAAUCUAGUCCACAUCAGUCUGAUAAUACACUCAAGAAAUCAAAUCUAAAUCGAAAACUACCAGCGCUAGCGCGAGUUAAACAAGCCCGUGUACCAAAUGCAUAUGAUAAAACAGCUCUUAAGCUCGAAGUUGGCGAUGUUAUUACCGUUACUAAAACAAACAUUAACGGUCAAUGGGAAGGUGAGCUGCGAGGAAAAUCUGGCCAUUUUCCAUUUACACAUGUCGAAUUCAUUGAACAAGACCAUCAUCAUCAUCAUCAUCACAACGCCUCCGAUGAAUGGAACACAACCGAGUAGGACCAAAGUACAGAUACAUAUAUAACAACAACAACAAAACACACACACAAAAACAAAUGAUAUUCUUUCAUUCGUAUUAAUUAUUUACUCUUAAUUUAACUAAGCUAUUUGAAACUCUGAAGAAUUGAUUAUUAUUAACACAAAUGAAUCUAAAAAACAACAAACACACCCAGUGAAAAUGAAUAAAUAAAAAAAAACACACACAAAUUGUAUGUAAUUAUGCAUUUACUUGCGCAACGAUGUUAGAGCCCUAAGUUAGCGGGAAGAAACUAUUUUUUUGCGCAGCUAAAUGAACUUGUAGAGAGCACCUAGGGUGCGUUUAAUAUUAAGAAAUGUAUAUUUAUGAUAUAAAAAAAAUAUGAAAAAUUGGAACAAAUAGAAACAAAAACUCAGUCACUUCAUCCUGUAAAGUCAACUCUGGAACAGCCUAAAUAAACAUUUUACGUGUGUGUGAUCUCUUUACCACACCGUU
This is a messenger RNA of Contarinia nasturtii (swede midge), 2272 nucleotides long. RefSeq names its product adapter molecule Crk (gene Crk). Bases 913 to 1800 code for a protein of 295 amino acids. Gene Ontology annotation, molecular function: protein binding. The transcript has a single exon. NCBI's taxonomy places the organism in Eukaryota, Metazoa, Arthropoda, Insecta, Diptera, Cecidomyiidae. The record is from RefSeq and is a predicted model, not a curated record.